Carya illinoinensis is the source of this 1640-nucleotide messenger RNA. Its product is annotated as protein GAMETE CELL DEFECTIVE 1, mitochondrial-like. The transcript is spliced from 4 exons. Bases 231 to 1319 code for a protein of 362 amino acids. The record is from RefSeq and is a predicted model, not a curated record. Lineage: Eukaryota; Viridiplantae; Streptophyta; Magnoliopsida; Fagales; Juglandaceae.
CUCCUCCCCUUCCCUUCCCUUCCCUAUUCGUCGACGCCUACACAGCGACAAUACACAAACGGAGUCACAACCAUAGCAGCUACCCUUCGAUCGCUAGCCACCAUCACCGUCGAUACCCAACUCAAAUUUUACCCGAAGGAAAAGUACCGGCGAGCUUAUCUGAGCUAGCCCUCGUGGCAAGUAGUGUAGACUGAAAACGAUUCCAACUCCGUGGGGAAAUUGCUUCAAGAAUGCAAAAUCUGCAUCGUAUUAUAUCCCGUUUUUCUUCCACUUCACUAGGCUCAAGCACGACUAAAAACAGAGUUUUGACAGAGAGAACCAACACUAAGUUGAGAAAAGAUGCAAUCAGCUUUAGGGGAUUCUCUGCAAAAUCUGGUGAAAAUGAUGGUAAAGAUGAAUGGGACAAGACUAUGGAGGGAUCAUUUGAUGGUAUGGCAUCGGGUGAUUUGGGAUGGGAUUCUGUGUCAUCUUGGUCAACUGGACUGACCAAGGAGCAUUUUGACGGUGAGGCCCCACCUAGCAGAGGGGACUCCUCACAUUCUUCAGUGAUAUCUGAAUUGCAAGAGAUUGAUGAUAAGUUGAGGGAACUGGACUCGGAGAAUCGCAAAAGUAAGGCUUUUGUGGAUGGAUGGGGUGAGAGGAUGCAGGAGACAAGUGUGUUGUUGAAACAAGUGAGAGAGCCUGGUGCAAGAGGGUCAUAUCUGAAGGACUCUGAGAAAGCUGAGAUGUAUCGCUUGCACAAGCAGAAUCCUGAGGUUUACACUGUUGAGAGGCUGGCAAAGGAUUUUAGGAUUAUGAGGCAAAGAGUGCAUGCCAUUCUUUGGUUAAAGGAGCUUGAGGAGGAAGAGGAGAAAAGGCUUGGGCAUCCUUUGGACGAUUCUGUGGAGCUCUUGCUCGAUACUUGUCCCGAAUUUUUUAAUUCUCACGACAGGGAAUUCCAUGUGGCUUCCCUUUCUUACAAACCUGACUUCAAAGUUAUGCCGGAGGGUUGGGAUGGUACAACCAAAGAUCUGGAUGAAGUCCAUUAUGAGAUUUCCCAGAAAGAGGAUGAAAUGCUUUAUCAAGAAUUUGUCCAGAGGAUGAACUUCAACAAAAAGAAAAUGGCUGGAGAGGUAAAAUGCCACAAGUACAGCCGGCGGCGCCCAUCAGAGGGGUGGAAUUUCACAGUAGAGAAACUGGGACCGCGAGGGAAGCGUGGAGGUGGUGGUGGCUGGAAGUUUGUCAGCUUGCCUGAUGGUUCCAGCCGACCUCUCAAUGAAAUGGAGAAAAUGUACGUGAAGCGAGAGACUCCCCGCCGCCGACGCAAGAUACUCCCCUGAUGAUGGUCUCUGUUUUCAAAUGGAUAUUAGAAUGAAGGCUUUUUGUAGCUGAGUAUCAGAUGUUUGGGGUUCUAAGGUAGUGUGUUCUUAACCUUCUCCUAAACUUUUACUUCCCCCUCCCCACCCACAUCCGAGCAACGGUCCUUUUUGUUUAGGAGUAUGUAUUUGUUACACUGGUAAAUCCUGUUUGGAGCUAAACUUUGAACAAAUUGGAAGUGCUGAGUGAGCAACGCUUCUUCCUUGCCUCUCAUCUUGAGGAAACUUGAAAUUCAAGUGAAUGUUAAUGCGGCUUUAAGCAAAUAAGAGAUUUUGUUGAUUGUA